Molecule: messenger RNA, 996 nt
Organism: Bathycoccus prasinos
Lineage: Eukaryota; Viridiplantae; Chlorophyta; Mamiellophyceae; Mamiellales; Bathycoccaceae
Exons: 3
Coding region: 1-996 (331 amino acids)
Cellular component (GO): external side of plasma membrane
Molecular function (GO): signaling receptor activity
Source: RefSeq, a predicted model, not a curated record
AUGAAGGGUUCUCUUCAGAUGCUCUUCUUCGCUCUGUUCUUGGUCUUUUUCGAGAGCGCGAAAGCUCUGGAGACCGAGUGCGACGUGUGUCACGUGAACUAUUAUCACAAGCACGUGUCCACGCCGACGUUUAUGCCGUCCGACGUGAACGUCUGCCGAGAGUACCAGUACGAGGCGUGUUGCUCGUUAGAUACCGUUCGCAAGGUACCGACGCAAAUGAUAAGCGACUUAUACGGUGAUGAGUACAACCACGGGUUGUGCGUGGACAUCGUCGGUGGUGGUUUCACCGCGAUGUCCACCGGUUGUCAAGCGUACUUCGACGCCGAGAAUUGCUUUUACGAGUGCGAUAAAAACGUCGGCAAAUGGAGAAAGCAUUCGGAUUGUAACGAAGAAGACGCGGACGUGAGUAAUCACAACGCGUGGCAGAUUGAGGCGAUGCCCAUUCGUGCGAGCACGGCAGACGCGAUGUAUGAAGCGUGUAAGGAUGAUUUUUUUCCGGACAGUAAAGGGAUGUGGGGCACCGAAGCCGGGAACUGGGCGGAUGCGUGGAGUACUCGAGUGAACGUGGACGCGAAUGGUGUAAAUACCGGUACUGGAACGUGCAAGAAAGGCUCGGAAAUUUGGACAAACGGUCAAGAUAUGGUCGAGAACGUGUGGGGUACUGCGUUUAAGUACGAAAGCGAUGCUACGAAAUCGUACGUCUGGGGAUUCAAUGAAGGCGAAUCGAACCCGAACAAUAAAAUUUUGGAGGACAAAGCUUACCCGCCAUUUACGUGCGCAUAUCACGGAAGUAUCGACGUCGAUAAGCCGAGCACGGAACAUCCGGAGUAUUGCCCAAUCGAUUGGCAUUUGGACGAGUCGUCUGGUCAUGCGUUGGCGACGACUAAUGUGACUAAAUACGAUUCUGGCGCAAAUUCUGCGCAAGAUUCUGGCGCAAAGAUGGCGUCGGUCGCUUUGGCGUAUUCGUUGGUUGUUUUGGCGCUCUGUUUCGCGUAA